ACGGGGCUUGUUGAUGAGUUUCAACAUGGCGAAAGGCUUCAAGUCCAGUUCUAACAACUAAACAAUAGUAGAAUAGUAUGGCUGCAGUUGACGCGGCAGUUCUCAUCGGACUGUGUGAUGGGGAAAUCGAUUCAAAGCGAUAUCCGAUGUCUUACUUGACGAACAAAAUUGGCGACCAACCGGACAAGCUUCCAGUGAUAUCAUGGCAACGACCACGCUGUGGUCUAUGCAGCGCGGUCAUGGCCCAUGUGGUGCAGGUGUACUGCCCCCUAGCGGCGUCUCCCUACCACCGCACCCUGAAUGUGUUCGCCUGCCCCGGGCCACAGUGCAGUGGACAACCGGAGAGCUGGAGGGUUCUGCGUUCUCAGUGUCUAGAAUCAGAGGUCAGAACCAACCAUGUGGUCCAACCUCCAGGCCACGCCCCAGUUAAAGAGGUUCCCAUGACAACCACAUACUGGUGUGAUGGGACUGAUGACUGGGGCGAGGAAGAGGACAAGCAGGAGGGGGGAGAUGGAUGGGACGAGGCCCAGAACCAAGCUCAUAUAGGGGGAGAGCAUCCUGAGAUCCUCUUACUCACCGGGACCUCCUUUGAGCUGGAUGUGAGCGGCAAGCUUCAGGGACUCAGUCUGGAAGGAGGAGAAAAGGUGGUGGAGGAGGAAGGGGAGGUAACGGGUAACAUCCCUACCUACAGACCUUUCUACAUCAGUGUGGUGGAUGAGACGGACCUGGGUGGUCAGUCAGACCUGGAGCACGCUGAGAGUCUGCUGAGGGAGUACGAGCAGAGAGAGGGAGUAGGGAUGAUCGGGAACACUGAGGGGGGAGGAGGGGAGGAGAGGUACGAGAAGGACAACCCCAGACAUGGAGACGCAGUGUUCUCCCGCUUCAUGAAGAGGAUCUCUGUGUGUCCGGAGCAGGUGUUGCGGUACAGCUGGCACGGGUCUCCUCUCUUCUUGUCUGACCCCCCCUCGGACCUGCCUUGGAUUAAACCUGGCUGCUGUCACUGUGGAGGAAUCAGGGUGUUUGAGUUACAACUGAUGCCUGCUCUGGUCAGCCUGCUGCGGAGGACAGACACUGGGUCAAGGUCGGCGGUAGAGAUGGGGGAUGUAGAGAUGAAUGCGGGGCUGGAGUUUGGUACUGUGAUGGUGUUUACUUGUAGAAACAGCUGUUGGUCGUCAGGCUCAACCUCACCUGUGGAAGAGUUCAUCUAUCUACAGGCAGAUCCAGACCAGAAACUCUUCAAAUAACACUCGGUUUCCAUCCACAGUUUUUAUGCGAGCGAAGUGAUCAUAUUUUUGUUAAGACAUGGUGGAAUGUUUUUGUGUAAAAUUAAAUAUGCUAGAAAUACCUUUUAUGUGCAAAUAUUGGUAUAAUAACAAAGUAAACUUGGGAGUCGUGAUGAUAUGGUGUGUGGUCCUCCCACCACGACUCGGGAAAGCAUUUAUUAGGCUACAGAUGAAAUGAGUUAUGAUGAACAUCAUUGGGGGGUGGCACAAGGUGAUGAGGUUGAUGAUCUUUUCCAAUAAAUAUCGGGGGUCUUAUUCUGAUGAUAUGAUGAUUAAUGCUUGACUGCUGUUUGCCAAAUAAAAAUAUUAUCACUCUUAUCCACUAUAAUGUCAUCAUGUAGAGUAGCCUACCAGCACUGAGCUGUUGGCUCGAGAGCAGGUGCCAAGAUCAGAGUAGGCCCAUGCACUAUUUUAACGCAACAGUCUUUGUGACAAAACUAUCAUUAGAGUGAAAAAUGCAUUGGAAACACAUUGAACUUUACAUUUUGAUUCGGUAGAUGAAAUUGCUCUGCCAUUUCCUGGUUGCAGAAAAUUCGAAUAGUUUGUUUAAUUUCAGUUUAUGUGACAAAAACAAGCAGUCAUUGUGUAGAGAAUCUAAACCGCUGUGAAAUAUAUUUUCCAAUGACCAUAAAUAUUGUAUCUUCAGCCGUUUGAAGCUGGUGUACAAAACCGGCAAGUAAAAGACGCGAAGACGAAACUUAGGCAUGUGAAGCAUAGAAAUAGCAUGCAUAGAACAGAUCUAUCGCCCCUUAGACUGGCUUCCAAUGAGAAUGACAGAUCUACCACCCCUUAGACUGGCUUCCAAUGAGAAUGACAGAUCUACCACCCCUUAAACUGGCUUCCAAUGAGAAUGACAGAUCUACCACCCCUUAGACUGGCUUCCAAUGAGAAUGACAGAUCUACAACUCACAUUUCUAUGUGAAUUUGACCGGCCACCCAAAAAGUGACAUAUUGCAGCUUCAAGCGAAACAUUUAUUUUGUGUUCAGUACGUCAUCACGUUCGGAUUGAUAUCCGCACAAAAGUCCGUUUGGCGGAAACACCACUGGUGGGAAAAUAUAUUAUCUUCAUGCAGAUUCACAUGAACAACGUAGCCUAUUGAAUAACGUAAUGGAAGAAUAUGUUUCUUGCUUUGUUUUGGAAAGAAUAAAGAAUUCAGAAAGUUAAACAUUGUUUGCCAAAAGAAAUAAUGCAUAAAAUAAAGACAAACAUUGAAAAAUUAAAAGAGCCUGAGUAGAAACUGGAGAACGUUCUCGUUUUCACUACCUUGGCUAAAUUAUAGAGACCUUCUGUAAUGAAACAGAAUCCAUAGGAGGGCGCUGACAUCACAGCUGUUGAUGUUGAGUUCUAUAGUUGCCAUGGUGCCAUAAUAGCAGCCUAAGCACAGAGCUCCUGUAAAUUUGUACAUAUUUUGUUAUUUUUAGGUGUUUUUCAUAGUUUUUUUUAUCAGCUCUUUUGUUUUUGAUAACAAUGAGUUUUUAUUGCAUAUAUCUGGUGUUUUUGAGCCACAGAUUUGCAGGUUGACUGACAGGUUAACACCUUUUGGUUUGGCGAACAAGCUUUUGUUUGAAAAAAAAAAUGCAUCUGGACACAGUACUAUCUUUGUUAUUUCAUCUGGCUGCCAAUUGCAGAUCUUUGGAGAACAUAAUAUAAGGAGUGGCCUGAAGCGUGAUAAGAAUGGGAGACAGAGGAAUACAACAGUGCUGAGGCAGAGGGCUCAUAGUGGGGAUGACUGGCUACUAUUCUGAACUGAGUGUGGUGAGCUUUCUGGAGCCCGGGGUGGCUGAGGGCAUUAGCCAAGUGACUCUUACCCCGAUUUGGAAGAGUUUGACUUAACCCUCUACCAGAUCACCAGCAGACUCUAUCAUCUACCAUCCUCUGACCAGCUCUCUCUGCUCAAGCUAUGAUCUGACCCUCUCUAUCUUCAGCUGAAGCAGCUUUCAAAGACUUGGCCUUUAUUGGUUGACCUGUCAUGACAUAUUGCUUGUUUGUUGUUUUGCUUUGAAGUGCUAUGAAAAGCAUUAUAGAAGUACACUAAAUGGUGAUGAUUAUUGUUGUUGCACAGUCAACUGAGCACUGUCUACUGUACAAUCUUCACCUUUCUGGCUUUGUUGAUGAAUUUCUCUGAAUGUAAUGUCGCCUCUAUGUGGGGAAAUGAGAGCCUGAUUUGUAGGCUAUUUGGCUUCAACGUCUUCAUUUUAAUUACUAACAACAAGAUGGCUUUGUGUUGGAGCCCAUUUCUUCCUAUUUAAUAAAUAACAGUUAGGCCUACCUGUUGACAGACAUAUUAGUCUACAGGCUGCUAUAUCCAUAGAUUUGUCAGGUUACACCUCAUAUUUUAUUUUAUUUUAUCUAUCUGCUUGUUUGUAGGUGACCAAAUACUUAUUUUCCACCAUAAUUUGCAAAUAAAUUCAUUAAAAAUC
Molecule: messenger RNA, 3704 nt
Organism: Oncorhynchus masou masou (cherry salmon)
Lineage: Eukaryota; Metazoa; Chordata; Actinopteri; Salmoniformes; Salmonidae
Gene: pdcd2l
Product: programmed cell death 2-like
Exons: 1
Coding region: 78-1244 (388 amino acids)
Biological process (GO): apoptotic process
Cellular component (GO): cytoplasm
Source: RefSeq, a predicted model, not a curated record